Molecule: messenger RNA, 990 nt
Organism: Exophiala xenobiotica
Lineage: Eukaryota; Fungi; Ascomycota; Eurotiomycetes; Chaetothyriales; Herpotrichiellaceae
Exons: 2
Coding region: 1-990 (329 amino acids)
Source: RefSeq, a predicted model, not a curated record
AUGAGUAAGUUCUUGAAUACGAAGACGAAGACAUUACUGAGCGAGCGCACGACUGACCUGACCAUGCCGAGCAGGCUUGCGAGGAAUUCACCGAGACCGACGAGCAUCGAUGCCAGGCUGAACAAUCUUCUCGGGCAUCUGGGGAGCGUGGACAAAAUCCUGGUAUACGCAUUUGGAGCCUUCGACAGGUACUACAUUUGCUGGCAAGACAGGCACGGCACAUACAGGCAGGAAAGACACGGGUUACCGCCGGCCCUUGACGAAUGGCUCUUCCCUCCAGACGGAUCCAGCAGAGACCUGACGACCCUGCAAGUCUCUCUGGGCCACAAUGACGAAUUCUUCGCCUUUGACAAAUACGACCGAAUAUCACACAUCAACACCGAAUUCCGAGACAACGCAAGUAACGCUGUCCAUAGUUGCCUUUCACAACCUGCAACCUCGCUCUCACUCAGCCGGAGGAAGUCACACACAUUCUCGCAUUGGGACGAGACAAGAGGAGACGAGCGACAGGACACAGCGACGCAUAGGCGACAAUUGUCAAAGAAGAAGCUCCGGCCCAGGAGCAUUGCAAUCGCCGGAAUGUUGUCGAUGAGGCCGUCACAUGAAAGGAACCGCAGCCACGAUAGUCAGCCAUUGAAGGCAUGGCCUGAGGUGCUUUCCGAAGAAAAGCGUCAGAACCAUCCAGGACGUCCCAGAUACGCACAUGCCGGAGUGCAGACGGAUCCGACAGAAGACCAGCAGAUUGCCAGCCGCCCUUGCUUCCACGAAAUGGUAUCAAAGCCAGCGCGAUCUCGCGAUUCUUCCAUCUCAAUACUUUCGGAUAUAUCUUCUAGGACGAUCGAUUCUGGUAUUUCUCUCUCGAGCACUUCUUCAGCAUAUCUGAGGAAUCCGAUCAGUAUGGGAGCCAUGAACCGAUACUUCAGGGAGAGCCAGUACCGGCUCGGUGACGCUCUGACGCGGGCAUCACCUAUCGACAUCGGUGCCCAUUGA